UUCGCAGCCGUGGACACGAGAAUAACCGUCAACCUGGAGUCCACGUGCCAGAAACGACGGAAAUGUGAGGCCGAUGGGAAGGAGGCGAAGGUGGAGCUGACGGCGCAACGCAAUAUGUUCCCUAGCGCUCAAAUUAAAAUGAGAUUGCUGUCGCCAAGCAGUUCGCCGGCCACAUCGCCCACGAUGUCGAAUUCCUCGUCACCAACACCACCAACGCCGGCGGCCCCGGCUUACAACCAGAAGAUGACCGGUAUUCCUUGCGUAGCGGCCGCUUCGAGGUACACUGCACCGGUUCACAUCGACGUCGGCGGCACGAUAUACACGUCCUCCCUCGAGACUUUAACGAAGUACCCGGAAUCCAGACUAGCGAAAUUGUUCAACGGCAGCAUCCCCAUCGUUCUGGACUCGCUAAAACAACACUAUUUCAUUGAUAGAGACGGUGGCAUGUUCCGGCACAUAUUGAAUUUUAUGCGAAAUUCCCGGCUGCUGAUACCCGACAACUUUGCCGACCUAGAUUUGCUGCUGGAGGAAGCACGAUACUUUGAUAUUGCGCCUAUGUGUAGGCAAUUGGAGCAGAUGAAGAAGGAGCGUAUAAAAAACGGUUCGACAACGACAAUGAGCACAACUUCGCCAAGUCCUCCGCCCUCUGGUCAGCUCGGUGGUCGUGGCACUGCCUGCACUACCGCGCCUUGCAAUCGUGAUUCUGAGAAGAUGCGCGGUAAUGACGGUAACUGCAGCUACGAGUGCGUAGCGUUACACGUGAGCCCGGAUCUCGGCGAGCGGGUGAUGCUGUCAGGAGGACGGGCGCUGCUGGACGAAGUGUUUCCGGAAACGACGCAGGCGGUGAUCGAUGCGCGAUCCGGCGUUGCUUGGCACCAACAGGAUGCCCGUCACGUCAUACGGUUUCCACUAAACGGUUACUGCAAAUUGAACUCCGUUCAGGCGAUCACCAGACUGCUGAAUGCCGGUUUCCGGGUGGUGGCGAGCAACGGCGGCGGCGUAGAGGGCCAACAAUUCUCGGAGUACCUGUUCGUCAGGCAAGCCGUCAACACUUGACGGAGCACGGCGCAUCAGCGCAAAACGAUCUCCAAGUCGAUCCGCUGCCUACAGCGUGACUUAGAGUGAGUGCAACUGUCCAGGAGAACACCUCAAGACUGCAUCGCGGAUAAUUUGAUUAUUCUAUUAUAACAAAACAAAACGGGGCAUCUCGGUACAAGGAUAGGAGCCUAGCAAUCGCAACUGCUGUUUGAUGCCGAAAUAUUUAUAGCAAU
Molecule: messenger RNA, 1271 nt
Organism: Cyphomyrmex costatus
Lineage: Eukaryota; Metazoa; Arthropoda; Insecta; Hymenoptera; Formicidae
Gene: twz
Product: BTB/POZ domain-containing protein twz
Exons: 5
Coding region: 115-1056 (313 amino acids)
Biological process (GO): protein homooligomerization
Molecular function (GO): protein binding
Source: RefSeq, a predicted model, not a curated record